AUGAAUACUGACAGAAGGCGCCGUCUUGAAGUCGUAGCUGGACACACCACAGAGCCACAUCUCAACCUCGGCGGUGCGCAAAAGAAAAGCGUUACUGCUCAAUCCAGCCGCAGGAUCCUGGUGGCAGACCGACUAGGAAAGAUGACAUCGAAGCAAGCCCGCGAGGAGGGCGACCUCUUUCCCUUCGUAGUGGAGAGACCAAGAACCCCGUCUCCAGAUCUGCCGCCUCCCAUACCCAAGCGAAGCAUUACACCCCGUGGUCCGCUCUUUCCCAACCUGGAUGAGGCGCAUCGCAAGAUCACUUCUCGGCUUGCGCCUAACAACCCUUUCCGCAACGCUUCCGACGGGAGCCAGGCAAAUGUCGAGAUCCCUCUGCACGAGAUCUCUAGCGCUACAUCCCCGGACGGCCUUGAUACCCUGGCUGCCCAUGGCACCUUACGUCGCUAUGCUUCGGACUUUGUUUCACCUCAUCCAUCGAGGAACAUGGCGGGGAGAUCGUUGACCGACCGCCGCAGCAUUGUGAAGCAUCUGGCCAAGCAGAAUCCUGUCAAGGUUGCAGGCCUUAUCGAGGAGGGCAACAAGCAAUGCCGUGAUGAAGACACAGAUCUCCCUCCGGUUGACACGUCCAAGAGUACCGUUGAGCGUAUUGUUGAGCAGUAUGCGACUACUGAAGGUGAUCGCCGAUCGUCCAGUCUCGGAAGUUCAGAACUGGCAUACACCUUCGAGCCGCCUGAUCGACAACAAGGCGCUGCCACUCGGGUCGGCUUCCGCGGAGAAGAGAACAGGGUGCCUUCUAAACACCAAAAGAAACCGCAACGCGAUACAAGCUUCCCACCUCAACUGAGGGUAUCAGAGACUGAUGCUGAGGCCGCGAACGUCGGCUCAGUUGCUGAGGCGUUGCUAGAAGCUCCUAGGUUCGUAUGGGCAGGUGAUCUGGACGCAGACCGGUGCCGACUUUCAACAACAGCCCAGCUCAGCCCUUCUCCUCGAGUCUCCAGCCGCGCAAGCACACAAGCGUCGGAUGCAGACUGGUUGAAGGAUCUUGACACUUGUGGAGACAAGCAAGGCUCCAGCAGGCACAGUCACAGCCUGGUGCCCCAACCGCUGCGGAUUCCAUCAAAUAGGGAGCACCACCGAGCGAAUCAGCUUCGACAGAACCCGUUCCUCACUGAUGUGGAGUCGUCAAUAACAGGUGAUAUCUCAACCGACUCGAAUGAUGACCCCUUCAAGUAUGACAACGAGCAUUACCGACGCAUCAGACGGCUCGGCAAGGAACGAGAAGUGAGCCGCGCCCUUAGGCGCCUAAGUCGUUUCAACCCACCUCCCGAAGGCAUCGAUCCAACUGUUGAUGAAGCCACUGUACGUGCAGGCCCAAAUAAUGAAGCUCGGUCACAGUCGGAAAUUCAUCAAUCCACUGUAGACCAUGGUCAGCUUGGAGGUAACUUCUUUGACCCUGUUGCGUUCCGCGCGCUGCAUGGUGAUGCGGAAAUUGGUAGUGGUAUCAAGAUUGUCAUCAGCAAAAGUCCUGAGCCCAAGGUUGAGGACGAAACAAACGAUGCGCAAGACAGUACCACAUUUGGUCUUAUGGUGGAACGUGACAAUGGAAACACCAACACCUUGUCACGCGAUCAUGCUACCGAGGGCGACUGGGUAACCGAGGCGACCAGUGAUGCUGGUUUAGACACUGUCCCGCACAAUGGACCGUUUGCGCAAGGCAUCAAGGCCACUGGAAGCAGCCUUGCAGAUUACUCUGACGAUGGGUACAUGACACAUUUCCCAGGAGCGUUUGGUUCUAGAGACCACAUUCUGCAGCAUCCCUCAGCAGAAUCACUUGCCAACAGCUAUGAGAUGCACAGCCUGAAGGGAAGAGACCAGAAAGUUCUCCUCCCACGACCGAACGCAUCCCGCUUCAACGGUUUCGGUCAAAACACCUCUCGUUUCAACUCUAACUACCGCAAGCCUACAGAGUCACAAGAAGGCCUGUUCAACCCCUUCGUUCGCCGUGAUUACAAGAGAGCAGACGCAAGCAGCUACUUCACCUAUAAACCAGACAAGAACACACGCUCGAAAUAUGAGUUUCGAGAUUCGACGUCUACGUAUGCUGGAGUUGUCGAUAGUAACCAGGCAGUUUGCGGAACUCGAGAAGUUAUAGAGUCCUCAUCCAUGGCUUCAAUCAACUCGACUGGGCUGCUCAAUGAAGGAGGCGUGUCAUGCACCGGUGGAGGGGACUAUGUGCCGCACAAAGAUAAUGAGACGCAUCAGCACAAACAUACACGACGCCAUUCACGCCGCCCGACCAGAUUAGUUUUCCCCAGGAUGUCACAACACAAUCGACCUGCCAUGGAUGAUUAUGACGACAAGCCUACACCGAUGACGCCGAUCAUCUACCAAGAUGGGCCUGUUUCAGCAGGAUCUAAGUUCUCAUUCCGGCUGCUUGACCUUGCGGAGGCUCAAGUGUUACAGAAGCAGAGAAGAGAGAGCGGCGAGACUGAUGAGACUGAAGAUUCGACAGUCAGAUACAAUCGUGCACGCAGUGAAUCUGGCACGCAGCCAAGUCUGACUCCACUCCCCCCUCGUCCUUCAGCGGCAUACCUGCGUGAUGGACAUGUCAGGAAAGGUUCUGGUCUCUCUUCGACAUUCACCCCGCCCCCGUGGAGAGCCUUUCAAGGUGACGAUACCCCCAGAUCGACAUCCAAGUAUUAUCUACUUGGAAGGAGACAGAAAAGGACUCACAGUGAGCCUCGUGGCCGCCUGUUGCCGUUGGACAAGCGUCUCCGGCCGAUGGUCUUCAGUCGCACGCGUGGUAGCACCAUGCACCCGGAUCCAGAAGCUACACGGCAUACGGAAGACGACUUCAUCUCAUACCAAGCCAAGACCAGAAGGCGACUAUUCUUCUAUGUCAUGCUUUCCUUGUGCAUCCUGCCUUUCUUCGCACUGCUCGUCAUCAAUGGCAACUUCGACAGUUCUUUGGUGUGGUUCACCCACGGCGAGGUUAGUCGAUUGACGAGAAAGCAGAGGAAGAUUAUCAAGACGGUAUUCGUCAUUGAGUGCGUCAUCUACGCAUCACUGGUGGCAGCCAUCAUUGCGUAUUAUGUUACCGCCAGCAAAGUCCACCACUGA
This is a messenger RNA of Neoarthrinium moseri, 3120 nucleotides long. RefSeq lists its product as uncharacterized. Lineage: Eukaryota; Fungi; Ascomycota; Sordariomycetes; Amphisphaeriales; Apiosporaceae. The record is from RefSeq and is a predicted model, not a curated record. The coding region runs from base 1 to 3120 and encodes 1039 amino acids. The transcript is spliced from 3 exons.